UAGUGGAGGCCUUUGGGUCCUGUGGGUUGAAGGGAGGGGCCUCUCCGCACAAAUGCAAAGGCGCAAAGGUUUCUCAGCAGAACGCUGAAUUGCCACAAGAUGGUCAACGUUGUUCACUUCUCCCGUCAGUGGUUUUAAUGUUGUGGCUGAUAAGUUUGAGCCAUUUGAGGGGAAGCGCAUCACUUUGAUUCAAUAAAGUACUCCACUGCUCCUGCCCUUGUCGUACAGCCUCGCCUAAAAAUUCACAGAGAAGCUCGUUAAAAGAACUUGAUGUUCAGCAUAAGCACAUUUUCUCGUCAGUGCAAUGCCAGCUCCAUGACUUUCCUCCCAUUUAAUUAACAGCACAACGUCUAUUAUCUAUUACCUAAGAAGGCAGUUGGCAGCUGGAGCCGUUUAUUUAACGAGUCUUCCUCCAUCCCUUGCAUGAACAUCAGUUAGACCGUUUUCACACUGUUAUCUGUUAACCAUGGAGUAAUGUGAAAAAAAAACAGACUCUCUGCUGACCGUACAAACAGAAAAAAAAAAACUGCCAACGCAAUGCUAAUUUCAUGCCUACGUUUGCAACCAGCGUGCGAGAGCUAACACCUCAGCCGAGCGGAGAGGAGGCUGUUAAACUGAAUUCUGAUGCGUUUGCCGCUGAUGGGAAUAUAAGGUCGUGCUCAGACCGCGCCUGAGUUUCUCAUCAUGCUGAAAUGAAGAGCACUUACAUGGCCUCCUCUCGUGAACUGUUCCUUGCACGCUCUGGUCAGAACAGCAGGCUGUUGAUUGCAUAGUUCAAGAUGGUUGUCUUAGCCGUGGCCCUGUUCGCGGCGUUGUCAUCCUGUGCGUUUGGCUGCUCGGGAAACACGAAUUCUACUGAGCUGGGGCUUUGGCAAAUGGAGAAUCAGCCUUUGGAUGUGCAGUUGGCUGCUGUCUUCAAGGAGAUGGAGAGUCUGAAGUGUGAACAAACAACACUCCAGCAGCAGCACGUCGCUCUGACUCAGAUGCAUCUGAAAAACCAUCAGAAAAGAGCCCAAGAGAAAGUCGAAACACACAUGGUCACGUACGACACAAACCAUGAUGAUGAGGAGGAGGAGGAGGAGGGGGAGGAAGACAGCUUAAAUCUCUCAGACGAGGACUCUAAGAGACGGCGGCGUGACCCCUGCUUCCACUACACGGUCUUGGAUCAAGCCUGGCGCGCCACCAACACCACCACCAGGUCUAAGAUGUGUGAUCGGAACGUCAAGUGGAAAGGCUGGUACCGCCUCUUCUACAAGGGUUUGAGUCUGCAGAUGCCCGAGAGGUGCGUCCCCGUGGACAAAUGCGGCACCCACGCCCCGCUGUGGCUGGCCGGGCCUCACCCGAAGAUCAGGGAUGGCGUCGUCACCCGCAAGGUUUGCGGCCACUGGAAGAAGAAGUGCUGCGCUUUCCCUUCCACUCCAAUCAAGGUCAAGAAGUGUCGGGGCAACUACUACGUCUACCAGUUCACCGCGCCAACGUCGUGCUCCCUGGCCUACUGUGCAGAUAUCAACACGAUUGUUUGUGGGAGAUGCAGAAGAAACCAGUCCUGCGUGAGCAGAGAUAAGAUUAACUGGAGAUGCAAGACUAAGAGAAUGUCUUCCAGAAAGGUCCACUUCUUUGCAUCUUUCCCCGGGCAAAUCACGGGCAAAAUGAACAGGAUCAGGUACAGCAAGGUUCUGGUGAAUGUGGGCCGGGCUUACAACAGCAGGACCGGUGUGUUCAGGGCUCCCGUCAAAGGGGUCUACCAGUUCUUCUUCUCCACUCAGACAGCCAACGUGGGCCUCAAGACCGACCUGUGGCUUGUGAUCAACGGUUACUGGGUGGCCGUCUCCCACACACACGUCACCCGCCCCUCCACUGUUGGAAGCCUGUCCACCUACAUGACGUUCCUCCGCAGAGGGGCGACGGUCUAUGUCACCCACAACCAUGGUAGAUCUUGGGCCAACGCAGCCUCUAUGACUAUUAUAUUUGGUGGCUCGCUGCUUGCGCAGUCUAAAUAAUGCAGGUCUAUUUGUCAGUUAGUUAGUCGGGUUGUUUAACAUAGUUUUUUUUUAUUGAUUUUAAAACUUAUGCUAAUUCAACACUGCUGUAAGUGCUCUGGAGUGUCCGCUUAACGCUUGAAUUAAAGUCUGAUUUGAUGCCUAAAUGUAAAAUGUAUCCUAAAAAGAGGAAAUAAAGAUUAAGUUGUUGUUUUCACAUUA
Mugil cephalus (flathead mullet) is the source of this 2201-nucleotide messenger RNA. RefSeq lists its product as uncharacterized. Bases 780 to 2000 code for a protein of 406 amino acids. The transcript has 10 exons. Gene Ontology annotation, molecular function: protein binding. NCBI's taxonomy places the organism in Eukaryota, Metazoa, Chordata, Actinopteri, Mugiliformes, Mugilidae. The record is from RefSeq and is a predicted model, not a curated record.